AUGCGUCGUGUUGUCGUUACGGGUUUAGGUGCCGUGACACCUUUGGGUGUUGGUGUCCGGCAGACGUGGAAGCGCUUGCUGGAUGGGCAUUGUGGUAUUGUGAAUGUGAAUCAUCGGGAUGACCGCUUUGCAGAACAGCCAUGUCAAAUCGCUGCUGUUGUGCCCGAAGGUAGUCGGGAAGAUGGUGGGUGGACAGCAUCGGAGUGGUUAAGUCGGGGUGAGGAGCGCAAAAUGGCUAUGUUUGCCCAGUAUGCUAUGGCUGCGACGGAAGAGGCUCUUGAAGAUGCGGGUUGGAAGCCGACCAAAUUUGAACAGAGAGAAGCAACUGGAGUCUGUCUUGGAUCUGGAAUUGGCAACUUCGAUGAGAUCUAUAACACUGUUGUGGCUUAUGAAAAGGGCGGAUACAAAAAAGUGAAUCCACUCUUUGUGCCAAAGUUAUUGAUCAACCUCGGGGCUGGGCACAUUUCAAUGAAAUAUGGAUUCAUGGGCCCAAAUCAUGCAGCGACCACUGCUUGCACUACUGGUGCUCAUUCAAUCGGCGAUGCAGCGAGAUUCAUUGCAUGCGGUGACGCUGACUUAAUGGUUGCCGGAGGAGCCGAAUCGUGCAUCCACCCUCUUGCCAUUGGCGGCUUUGCCCGGGCUCGAAGUCUAGCCGUCGAUUUUAACGAUAAUCCCGAGAAAGCAUCACGGCCAUUUGAUGCCGAUCGAAAAGGGUUUGUCGUCGGCGAAGGUGCCGGUGUACUCAUCCUCGAGGAACUGGAACACGCCCGUGCACGAGGCGCACAUAUCUAUGCAGAGCUAAGAGGGUAUGGCUGUUCUAGUGACGCACACCAUAUAACAGCACCAAAAGAAAAUGGCGAAGGUGCAUUCAUGGCCAUGAAAAAGGCUCUCAAGCAGGCACAGUUGCCCCCCUCGGCAGUCGACUAUGUCAAUGCCCAUGCAACCUCGACGAUUGUUGGAGACGCAGCUGAGAAUGCAGCUAUCAAGUCUCUUCUUCUAGGUCCAGAGGGCAAGCAGAAAGCGGAAGAUGUGAACAUCAGCAGUACAAAAGGCGCUGUUGGUCACCUCCUCGGCGGCGCUGGCGCCAUCGAAGCGGUUUUCAGCACUCUUGCAAUCCAGGAUGUGAGUUUGUCUAAUCAGUACACCCGUUCAACUGGAUUAUAUGCUGACCUAGGGAGAAUGUUAUGCCGCCUACUAUCAAUUUAG
Penicillium pulvis is the source of this 1206-nucleotide messenger RNA. Its product is annotated as putative beta-ketoacyl synthase (Cem1). The record is from RefSeq and is a predicted model, not a curated record. The transcript has 7 exons. Gene Ontology annotation, molecular function: 3-oxoacyl-[acyl-carrier-protein] synthase activity. Bases 1 to 1206 code for a protein of 401 amino acids. Gene Ontology annotation, biological process: fatty acid biosynthetic process. Lineage: Eukaryota; Fungi; Ascomycota; Eurotiomycetes; Eurotiales; Aspergillaceae.